UCUAAUGUCUCCCAGAUGGAGUACACCGUAGAGAGAGAAAUGGCGCCGUGUUCCUUGUUGCGUUUCGGCCGUUGGAUUUCCCGGUUCAAAUUCCCGUACUCUCAGGCCAAUCCAUUUUCCUCUCUUUCACCUUUCUCCUCCUCCGCCGGACUCCGCGAUGCCGAUUCUGCUGCUCCUGGAGGUCCGCCACCUAUACGAGUCUCGCUCACCGAUUCAGCCGGUCGAGGUGUUUUCGCCACUCGAAAGAUCGGCGCCGGAGAACUCAUACACACAGCCAAACCACUCGUUGCACAUCCUUCACCAUCUUCUAUUCACUAUGUGUGCUAUUUCUGCUUGCGGAAACUGGAGAGAAAUGCUAACGUCGACUCCGAUGCUCGUGCAUCAUUCUGCAGUGAAGAGUGUGAGCAACAUUCCAAGGUUUUCCACGAUGUUGAAAUGGAAGCAGACUGGUCAGACUACGACAAUUAUUGCAGGGAGCGAGGGUUAAAAUAUCCUCUUUUGGUGAAGCGAUUAGCUUGUAUGGUCAUAUCUGGAGCUGUCUCUUCUGACCUUCUUGACAUACUUCAACCUUCUCGUUUGUCUACUGAUAUGGUUUUGGAGUUAGAAGAAGGAUACAACUUGCUGAGGAAAGCCUUGAUCAACAAAAACAUCACAAAUGGACGGAUGCUUUUUUUAACUCAAGAAUGGUAUACUGGAGUUCUCGCACGAAUUCGUAUCAAUGCCUUUCGAAUCGAGUUGGCUGGAGGGUAUGAAGAUCUUCAUUCUCUUGCAGCAGCCUGUGUCGAAGCUGAAGCUGCCGUUGGGAAUGCUGUUUACAUGCUACCAUCUUUCUAUAAUCAUGACUGUGAUCCAAAUACACACAUUAUAUGGAUAAAUAAUGCAAAUGCGAGAUUGAAGGCCCUCCGUGACGUUGAUCCUGAUGAAGAGCUUCGGAUUUGCUACAUUGAUGCAAGUAUGGACUAUGACGCUCGUCGAACUCUGCUGCACCGAGGGUUUGGUUUUAUUUGCAACUGUGCACGGUGUUCGUCUGGUGAUUAAGGUAUUAAUCCAUAUGGUUGUAGAUGUGGCCAUAAAUCAACCUUAUUGGUGAUUCUGUUAUGGCUUGGCUUCUCCUGGUGGCCUAUGGGAAAGGACCAAAGCCUCCAAUAUCUGAAAUUUGCGAACAUUUUUUAGAUGUGAAUGGAACAGAAGGUAGAAAUGUUAUCCUUUCAAAUAAUUCUUAUUGAGUGUGUUGUUCUAUGAUUGCUAAUUAAUGUUAGUUUUCGACGAUAUACAAAAAUGGGAAGUUCAAAAUUUAACCGCCA
Molecule: messenger RNA, 1304 nt
Organism: Cucumis melo (muskmelon)
Lineage: Eukaryota; Viridiplantae; Streptophyta; Magnoliopsida; Cucurbitales; Cucurbitaceae
Product: histone-lysine N-methyltransferase ATXR4
Exons: 8
Coding region: 16-1038 (340 amino acids)
Cellular component (GO): nucleus
Molecular function (GO): protein binding
Source: RefSeq, a predicted model, not a curated record